Messenger RNA from Trametes versicolor FP-101664 SS1, 1488 nucleotides. RefSeq lists its product as uncharacterized. NCBI's taxonomy places the organism in Eukaryota, Fungi, Basidiomycota, Agaricomycetes, Polyporales, Polyporaceae. The coding region runs from base 41 to 1369 and encodes 442 amino acids. The record is from RefSeq and is a predicted model, not a curated record. The transcript has 3 exons.
CGACUCCCGAACAACGCCCUGCGCCCUUUUUCCCUCUCUCAUGUUGGUCGUGCGAAGGGGCAAGGCGGCCGCUAGGUCGAAGGCGUUGGAACCAACAACCAACGCCCUCUCCCUGCUACCCAUCGAGAUCUGGAUACUCGUUCUUCGCGAGGCGCAAUACGACGAUCUACUGCCGCGAUACCGAUGGCUGCGUCGAUACUGCCUGGUCUGCAAGUCAUGGAGCCCACACGCCCAACAGCUCCUCUUCGCGCACGUCGCGCUGCGCGGGUCGACGCACUGCAAGGCGUUCAAGAAGGCCAUCCGCGCCUCCGCCCAGCACAACCCUGAGCACACCGCCGCGCUCUGUCGCUCCGUGCGCACGAUCCAGAUGGUCAUCGACCACCAGGAGAUCUACGCGGGCGUUGUUCAGCUCUGCCCCGCCCUGCGCGAGCUGCACCUCUGCAUGUACCAUGCCGCUUUCCGCCCGGAUGCGCUCGCGCGCCUCGCGCAGCUCCCAAGCACUGUUCGUGCCCUGCGCGUGCGCGCGUACCACUACACUGCGCUCUUCCAGCUCCUCGCGCUCUUCCCGAACAUCGAGUACCUCGAGGUCGACUGCAGCGGUAUCCCCGGCCCCCUUCCAGACCCACUCCCGCCACCUCCCGCGUGGCGCCUCCGUGAGCUGCGAUAUUUUAACCCCCGUCGCGCGACCCAGGGCUUCGUCGAGUGGGCGUUGUCCGGACCCGGUGCGGGCUCGCGGGUCACGCUGGAAGCGCUCCGCGUGCAGUGCCCGACGUUCAGCCCGUCGAUCCUCGCGGAAUUAGGUCUCUCCCGGUUGCGUUCUCUCGCGGUGCCCCGCGUGCUGGCUGGCGACGACCUGGCGAUAUUGAACCACAUCGAAGAGAUCUGGAUGACCGCGCCCCGGUACCCCACCCCGACGUUCCGGCGACUACCGACUGGUCUUCGGCACCUCGCGCUGCACCCGCUCAGCGAAACGGUAGACUGCGAAGCAGUCACGGCCGAUUUGGUGGCGUACUACGAAAACUCGGAUGGCCUGCUGGAGGUCGUCACAUACCAUAGACGAUAUGAUGACGAUGACGAGUCGGUGGAGGACAUCCAGAUGCUGCACCAGUUCUGCAAGGAGAGAGGGAUCACGUUCCGGCUCAUGGACCCAUUAUACGGGUACUAUGCUGGCGAGCGCAUCCCUUUCGAGCCAGUGACCAGUUGCCCCCGGGACAUGCCGCUCUCGUCACGACGCCUCAUCGUCAGUCAGAGCAAGCUGGACGCCAUCUUGAAGAUGCCCCGCAAGAAGCCGACCUUUACGCGCAAGAUGGCAAGGUCGGCGAAGAGAGCAUUCGAGAACAUCCAUCCGGCUUAUUUUGGCAAGAUGUGAGGAGUCUUAAGCAUCAACUUAGAGCGGAUAUGUCCCGGACUUUUAGAGAGCAAUGCGUUAUUCAUUAGAGUAGCAUGUAAGGUGCAAUGAUCAUAGUACAAAAUGUAUGUGUGCUGUAA